CAAGUCAACUUUUACUUCCUUAGUUCCUCUAUCCCAGCGCACAUAGAGGAACCGAGCGUCCAGCGGCUGCUCUUACUGUCAGCACCAAACGUCCUUUUCAGCUCCCAGCCUCCAAACCAUGAUCAGAUGAUAGAAGAUACUUUCUCUUUAUUUUUUUGUAGAGCAGAAGCGACUCGCGUCCGACGCAGCAGACAUGGCCGGUGUGGGGCAGCAGGGCGAGAUGACCGAGUACAGGAAGAUCCUGAUCAAACGGGACUUGGAGAUGGGCGUGGUCAUGACAGUGUUUCGGCAGAAGGCCGAGAGGCUCACUGUCCAGGUGAUUAUGGAGACCCGGCAGGUGGCGUGGACCCGCACUGCUGACAAGACUGACGGAGUCUUGGACUUGUUGGAGAUCAGGGAGAUUCGUCCGGGGAGAAACUCCAAGGAUUUUGAGCGCUUCAAAGACGGGAAAGACAAACACGGCGAGAACACCUGCUUCACCAUCUUCUACGGAUCCCAGUUUGUUCUCAGCACUCUCAGUCUGGGAGCGGAUUCUGUGGACGAGGCGCAGAAGUGGCUCACAGGGCUUGAAAUGCUGAGGCAGGAGACCCAGGCAGCUCCAACUCCAGUUCUUAUAGAAAGCUGGCUGAGGAAGCAGAUGUAUUCUGUCAAUCAGAACAAGACCAACAGCAUCUCUGUAAAGGAACUGAAGUCUCUGCUUCCUGUGCUGAACUACAAGGCCCCCAGCUCUCGGACGUUCAAGGACAAACUGCUGGAAGUGGGCAUAAAGAAAGAUCGUCUGGAUUUUGAGCAGUUUCAUAAGUUUUAUAAUCUGAUCAUGUUUGAACAGAAUGAGAUUCUUGAUGAGUUCAAAAGAGAAGCCUGUUCUUUUAUUCUGGGUAACACGGAUAAACCGGACGCCUCUGCGGUGCUCCUGCACGAUUUCCAGCGCUUCCUCAUUUAUGAUCAAAAGGAAAGCUGGGCCAACAAUCUGAACCAAGUCAGAGAGCUGAUGACCACAUUUAUCGACGACACCAUGAGAAGAACCAACGAUCCAGAGUUCACCGUCAGUGAGUUCCUCGGGUUCCUGUUUUCCAAGGAGAAUGCCGUGUGGGAUGAGAAGUACUCCGAGAUCAACAACCUGAACAUGAACAAUCCUUUAUCACAUUACUGGAUCAACUCCUCACACAACACGUAUCUGACCGGAGAUCAGCUUCGCAGCGAGUCGUCCACUGAGGCGUACGUCCGCUGCCUGCGUCUGGGAUGUCGCUGCGUUGAGCUGGACUGCUGGGAAGGUCCUGGGGAGCCAAUCAUCUAUCACGGCUGGACGAGGACAACCAAAAUCAAGUUUGAGGAUGUGGUCAAAGCCAUAAAUGAACAUGCCUUUGUCACCUCAGAUUUCCCGCUCAUCCUGUCCAUAGAGGAGCACUGUCCUAUAGAGCAGCAGCGUCAGAUGGCUCGGAUCUUCAAGGAGGUGUUUGGAGACAAACUCCUGACGGAACCUGUGGAGCACAUGGCUGAACAGCUGCCGUCACCCACACAGCUGAAGGGAAAGAUCGUACUCAAACACAAGAAGCUCAAUGUGGAGGGCGGAGGAUUCACCAAAGACUUCAGGAAAGGCCAAAAGCAGGGAGACCUUGAGAUCUGGGACCCUGUGGACCAGCGGUGGAACAAGCACUACUGUGUGAUCUCUGAUGACAAACUGUACUACGCUGAAGAGUACGAGCAGGAAGAGGAAGAUCCCAAGAAGUACCAAGACAUGCACUGUUCGGAGCCGUGGUUUCAUGGUCAGAUGAAGGAGGGCAGGCAGAUGGCUGAGCGGCGGAUCCAUGAGUAUUGCACAGAGACCGGGAGACGAGACGGUACCUUCCUGGUCCGACAAAGUGACACCUACGUCACUGACUAUACGCUGUCAUUUUGGCGGGGUGGGAGAGUCCAGCACUGCAGGAUCCGCUCUGGUUCAGAGGGGGGUCACACGUACUUCUUCCUGACUCCAAACCUGCACUUCCCCACCGUGUACUCUCUGAUCCAGCACUACAAAGACAUGCCGCUGCGCUGCCAGGACUUCGAGCUGCGCCUAACCGACGCCGUGCCCAAGCCGGACUCUCACCUCCAGGAAGGAUGGUUCUACAGUAACCUGAGCAGAGGCCAGGCAGAGGAUUACCUUCUGAGGAUUCCCAGAGACGGAGCUUUCCUCAUCCGACAGAGAGAAGGAGAGCCAGACUCCUUUGCCAUCACAUUUAGAGGUGACGGAAAGGUCAAGCACUGCCGGAUCCAGAAAGAAGGCGGCAUGUUCCUGCUGGGCUCCACCACAGAAUUCGAAAGCCUGGUUGAGCUGGUCAACUACUACAAGAAGAAGCCUCUGUACCGCAAGAUCAAGCUACGCUACCCAGUCACGCCUGAGCUGGUGCAACGAUUCAUCACCGAUGACAAAUGUGCGUCUCUGUAUGAGAUCAAAACCUACGUGGACCCCAACGAGAUCGAGCCAGCCGUGCCUCAAAACACAGUUAAAGCUAUAUACAGCUACACAGCAAAGAGGCAGGACGAGCUCAGCUUUUCCAAAGGAGCUUUGAUACACAACGUGUUCAAGGAGAGUGAAGGGUGGUGGAGAGGUGACUGUGGUGGAAGGAUACAGCUCUUCUUUCCGGCAAACUACGUUGAGGAAGUGUUUGACCAACGACAGGCUGACACAAAGUCAAAGGAGAUGGAGGACAACCCACUGGGCGAACUAUGCAAGGGCAUCGUGGACCUCUCCAAGUGUAACAUUCAACACUUAAAAAGUGGUAAAAGUGGGAAAUCCCACGUACUGACUGUGAAUAACACGGACCUGGACAGCGUGCAGUUCGACCUGGCCGCAGACUCUCUGGAGGAGCUGUUUGAAUGGUACACAGUGGCCUGGGACAUCUCUCAGAGGGCCAUAAGCAACAAGUACAACAAGGACAAAGAGAUGAAGCAGCAAGUGGAAGUGGAGAAGAAGGCAGAGGUUGCCAUGGAGAUGUCGGACCUGGUGGUCUACUGUCAGCCCCGGAGCAAGGAGAAAGACCGUUUUGACAGCUACACAUACAAAGAGGUGCGCUCCUUCAUAGAGAACAAGCUGCCAAACAAGAGUCGCACCAAGGAGUUCCUGCAGUACAACCGCAAGGCUCUGAGUCGCAUUUACCCCAAGUCCCAGCGCGUGGAGUCCUCCAACUACGAUCCUUACCCGAUGUGGGCCGUCGGCUGCCACAUGGUGGCCCUCAACUUCCAGACUGCAGAUAAAUGCACCCAGCUGAACACAGCCCUCUUCAACCUGAACGGACGCACCGGAUACGUGCUGCAGCCGGAGCUCAUGCGCUCCGACACCUACGACCCCUAUCAGGAGAAGAAGAAGGUCAAGUACCACAUCAAACUCAAGGUGAUCGCAGCCAGACACCUCCCCAGACCUGGACGCAGCAUCGCUAGCCCGUUUGUGGAGGUGGAGCUGUGUGGACACACAGAAGAGAAGUUUAAGACCAUUGUUUACCAUGACAACGGUCUGAACCCAGUUUGGAAAAGUCCGGCUGAGCCCGUGGAGUUCACCGUGUACGAGCCAGAACUCACCUUCCUGCGCUUCGUGGUGAACGAAGAAGACAUGUUCUCAGACCCCAACUUCCUGGCUCAGGCCACAUUUCCUGUCAUAGGCCUACGUUCAGGUUACCGCUCUGUACCUCUGAAGAACGGCUUCAGCGAGAACUUGGAGCUGGCCUCUCUGUUGAUCUACAUCAGCGUAAACCAAGCUGGGAGGGUCCAGGAGGACCUGUACUCCUCCUCCCGGCAGCUGAAGAGCGAGCAGGCGGAGAAAAGCGAGCCCUUCUUGUACGACACUCACAACAACAUUUCUCGCUCCAGUCUGCCUCGAGAAUUUAACCCGCUAGUGAGGGACGCCAGCGAGAGACAUAAAAAAGAGAAGAAGACAAACAGCAGUAAGUUCUAUUCCUGAGGCGCUACCUGUCCACCUGUUUGAGACCAGAAGCCCACGGAGAUCCCCGACCCGCAGUUUCAUCUGUUUAAAGUUUCCAUCAUGCCAUCAGUAGCAGCCUCAAGCUGCCAGAAAAUAUGUAUUUAUUUAUAAAAAUUAGGAGACCCACACACCUAAAUAUUUUCACGUCAAUUGGAUUUAUUGGGGGGGG
Messenger RNA from Oryzias latipes (Japanese medaka), 4127 nucleotides. RefSeq names its product phospholipase C, gamma 2 (gene plcg2). The record is from RefSeq and is a predicted model, not a curated record. NCBI's taxonomy places the organism in Eukaryota, Metazoa, Chordata, Actinopteri, Beloniformes, Adrianichthyidae. Gene Ontology annotation, cellular component: ruffle membrane. Gene Ontology annotation, biological process: release of sequestered calcium ion into cytosol; phosphatidylinositol-mediated signaling; phospholipid catabolic process. Gene Ontology annotation, molecular function: phosphatidylinositol-4,5-bisphosphate phospholipase C activity; protein binding.